Messenger RNA from Cydia splendana, 1705 nucleotides. RefSeq names its product vitamin K-dependent protein C. NCBI's taxonomy places the organism in Eukaryota, Metazoa, Arthropoda, Insecta, Lepidoptera, Tortricidae. The transcript has 12 exons. Gene Ontology annotation, molecular function: serine-type endopeptidase activity. The coding region runs from base 129 to 1670 and encodes 513 amino acids. Gene Ontology annotation, biological process: proteolysis. The record is from RefSeq and is a predicted model, not a curated record.
AGAGGACGGGAGUAACCCCCAAAAUUUGUGUGUGUUAGUGACCCGCUUCGUGGUUCGCGAGUGAAUAAAGUAAUGAAGAAUCGCUGAGAUGCAGAAUUCCGCUGGAGAUUGACAUUGUGCCGAAGAAUAUGAAGCGGACAUGCACACUAUUAUCUCUUCUAAUAUUCACGGAAAUUGCAGCAACGUAUUAUGCUGGAGUAGAAACGUCAGACAUGAGUGCUCACAAUUAUGUUGAAGAGAGAAGGGGGAAGGUUAAUUUAAGACACAAAAAAGGAAGUGACAAUGGGAACCACACUGGUCCCUGGAUGGCGUGGAGCGCGUGGAGUGGGUGCCGGGACGGGCGGCGCUCGCGGCGGCGGCACUGCCUGCGGCGGAGGCGCUGCGGCGACGCGCUGCAGGUCCAAGUGGCAAGUUGCGAGUUCCAGAGAAGCCUCGUGCCACCUGCGUCGCUGCAUAUACAAUCAGUAAGCAUUCGAUACCGGCUAGGUACUAUAGUUUUCCCUCUAUUCAUAAAACUAAGCAACCCCUUACAAACCUCUGUAAAAUUUAGACUCUUUAUCCAGACUAUCCAAAGUCGCCAGUUAGAUAUGAACGAGGACGUCCAGAAGAGAUUCCGAGGUUUCUCGGCGUGGACCCCAUGGAGUUCCUGCUCCCGGCGAUGUACUACCGUCAGAAAAAGGUACUGCCGCCGGCCAGCCUUAUGUGGGCGAAAGGUGAUCCGCCAGAGCGCACUCUGCUACCUCGAGGGAAGCUUCUGCCACCGCUGGAUCCGCGGCCGCAUGCGCCGCAAGGACCCAGAAAAAACCGCACCCAACAAGCACUCGCACGUAGUAGAAACAAUGCCGCCACCAGCGCUUGCGAUCCAUCCUGAAGACACGCGGGUCACACCCAACGUGAAGCUCGAUUGUGGUAGAAUAGGACAACGUGCCACUGCGCGAGCGCGGCUCCGCGGCAUGCUUCGGAUUAUCGGCGGCAGGCCGGCGCCGCCUGGGAAGUGGCCGUGGCAGGUCGCCGUACUUAACCGGUAUAAGGAAGCAUUCUGCGGAGGUACGCUGAUAUCGCUCCGCUGGGUAGUGACAGCCGCGCACUGCGUCCGAAAGCGCCUCUACGUACGUCUCGGCGAACACGAUUUGCUCCUUCGGAACCGCGGUGAACUCGAAAUGAGGGUCACCGAGGCCGUCAUCCAUCCUCUGUAUGACCCUGACACGGUCGUCAACGACGUCGCGAUGCUACGGUUGCCUGGGCCCGCCCGUUUGGAUAUGGGGCACGGCAUCGCGUGUCUGCCUGGCGAGCAGCAGACCCUGGCGCCGCAUACCAGCUGUGUUAUCCUCGGCUGGGGCAAGAAGCGGUCUACUGAUGUCCACGGCACGAGGAUACUGCACGAGGCGCAGGUGUCGACAAUCCAGCAAGGCGUGUGCCGGCGCUCGUACUGGCAGUACGCGAUCACGGACAACAUGGUGUGCGCGGGGCGCGGGCGCCGAGACUCUUGCGCCGGAGACUCGGGCGGCCCGCUGCUGUGUAGGGGACAAGACGCGCGCUAUUACUUACACGGGAUCACGAGCUUCGGUGACGGCUGCGGCAAACGAGGAAAGUACGGCAUCUACACGCGCACCGCCGGGUACGUCGCCUGGAUCAACAACGUUAUGGACAAUAAAUAUUUCGAUGAUUGACCGCCCGUGUGUUUACACGUGACUUAUUGAGAGAA